AUGGUACCUACAAUCACACCAGCCACGAUCUACUCUAAGGAGCACCUGACUCUGACAAACAAGCUAAGAAACUCAGUGGUGGAGAAGUUAUGCAGAGAUCGUAUCAACAACAGCAUUGAGCAGCUCAAGUCUCUCCUGGUUCCAGAGAUCCUAAACCAGCAGCCCGACUCCAAGCUGGACAAAGCCGACAUCCUGGAGAUGACAGUUUGCUUCCUGAGACAACAGCAACAGAACCAGCCAGUGAGCUCCUCCUCCUGCUCAGCACCUGUCAAUCAGGGUUACUCCAGGUGUGUCCAUGAGAUUGUUCACGUCCUGUCUAAAGAUGAGCUGAAGACACAGUCCCAGAGAAUACUGCUGAGCCACUUCCAGAGCCUGCAGCCAUCUUCUGAUAAGAACAGGAGUGAGAUUGACCGUCCUCAGUUGAGCUCCCCAGCCCAGCACAGCAUCAGCAAAGACAAGAGUCCAGUCAACAUCGCCCUCUGGAGGCCCUGGUAG
Messenger RNA from Salvelinus namaycush (lake trout), 495 nucleotides. RefSeq names its product transcription factor HES-5-like. Gene Ontology annotation, biological process: regulation of neurogenesis; anterior/posterior pattern specification; regulation of transcription by RNA polymerase II. Gene Ontology annotation, cellular component: nucleus. The transcript is spliced from 2 exons. Lineage: Eukaryota; Metazoa; Chordata; Actinopteri; Salmoniformes; Salmonidae. Gene Ontology annotation, molecular function: DNA-binding transcription factor activity, RNA polymerase II-specific; RNA polymerase II cis-regulatory region sequence-specific DNA binding; protein dimerization activity. Bases 1 to 495 code for a protein of 164 amino acids. The record is from RefSeq and is a predicted model, not a curated record.